AUGAUUAUCUGCUCUCCCUUUCCUCUUCCGCCUUGUUCUAGCUAUCCUCUUCCGCCUCUCCUGCUAUCCCUCUUCCUCUUCUGCUAUCCAUCCUCUUCAAGCUCUUACUGCUAUCCUCUUCCGCCUCUCCUAUUUCCUUUUGUUCUCCUGCUUUCCUCUUCCAAUCUCUUCUCUCAUCCUCUUCCGGAUGAUUAUCCUCUCCACAAUUUCCUCUCUUUUCCUGUUCUGCUAACUUUUUCCCUCUCUAUCUAUCCUCUUCCCUUGUUCCUCCUUCUUCCGCCCAUCUCCUGCUAUCCUCUUCCCAUGGAUGAUUAUCCUCUCCACAAUUUCCUCUCUUUUCCUUCCUCUUCUCUAUCCAUCCAUCCUGCUCAUUACCUCUUCCGCCUCUCCUGCUUCCUCUCUCCGCUUCUUCUAGGUAACCUUUCCUCUUUAUCAUCACCCCUUCUUCCUCUUCCACCUCUCCAUCCAUACAUCCUUACUUCCACCUCUCCUUUCUAUCCUUUUCCCGAAUCUCCUGCUAUUUCUUCCACCUCUUUAUGCUAUCCCUUCCACUCUUCUGCUAUCCUCUCCCGCAAGCUCAUUACAUCCUCUGAUUAUGGCUCUCCACUAUCCUCUUCUCUUUCUUGUUCUAUCCUCUUUGCCUCUUUAUCAUCACCCUUGUUCCUCUUCUGCUAUCCAUCCUUUCCAACUCAUCCUGCUAUCCUCUUCCCACAAUUUCCUCUCUUUUCUUGUUCUCCUGCUAUUUGCCUCUUUAUCAUCACCUUCUUUCCUCUCCUCUAUCCAUCAUCUCCUCAUUACAUACCCUCUUCCGCCUCUCCUGCAAUUUCCUCUUUUCUUCAUUCUAGGUCCUUUUGCCUCUUUGCUAUCACCUUCCCCCUCUUCUGCUAUCCUCUUCCAAGCUCCUUACUUCCUCUUUAUGGCUCUCCACCCUCUUCCGCCUCUUCUUAUCCUCUUCCGCCUCUCCUAUUUUUCCUCUCCUGCUAUCCAUCCUUCCGCCCCGCAUCCUGCUAUCCUCUUCCAUCCUCUCCUCCCUCUCUUUUCUCCUUCUAUCCCUCUUCCACCUCUUCUGCUCAUCCUCUUCCGCCUCUCCUGCUAUCCUCUCCCGACAUCUCCUGCUAUGAUUAUCCGCCUCUUCUUUUCCUCUUUUCUUCUUCUAGCUCAUUACAUAUCCUCUUCCGGCUCUCCUGCUUUCCUCUUUCUUUUCUUCUGCUAACUUCUUCCUCUCUUCCAAUCCUCCUUUCUCCUGCUUCUUCCGCCUCUCCUGUAUCCUUUCCGCCUCUUCUCCCCUCCUCCUCCCUGCUCCCAUGCUUCCCUCUUCCUGAUUCCUGCUCUCCUCUUCCGCCUCUCCUUUCUUCCUCUAGGUAA
Molecule: messenger RNA, 1365 nt
Organism: Acanthosepion pharaonis
Lineage: Eukaryota; Metazoa; Mollusca; Cephalopoda; Sepiida; Sepiidae
Source: the annotation of a GenBank genome assembly